AUGUCAAGACGCUCGCGCCUUCUCAGAGCUCAGGCCGAUCUCCAGGAGGGUAGCAGGUAUGCAUUGGGUGAUCCUCCAGCAGUGGUUUUGGGCCCUAUCCGCGGUGCUGGAGAAGGUCCCGAUGACGAUGUCUUGCCCUUGGAUUUGGAUGCUACGUGCGGACCUGAAAUUGACCUGAUGGAACGCCGGGACAGGUCCACAAUCGUCUCGCCGCGAAAGCUUAUCGCGGUCGUGAUUGAUUCUAUUGUGCUUGCGGUCGAACAGAUGGCCCAGAUGGCCCAACAGACACGCGCUGUCGUAAGCUGGAUAUGGGGCUCCAGACUUGCGCUCAUCGAGUAA
Molecule: messenger RNA, 339 nt
Organism: Laetiporus sulphureus 93-53
Lineage: Eukaryota; Fungi; Basidiomycota; Agaricomycetes; Polyporales; Laetiporaceae
Exons: 4
Coding region: 1-339 (112 amino acids)
Source: RefSeq, a predicted model, not a curated record